Messenger RNA from Racocetra fulgida, 1126 nucleotides. Lineage: Eukaryota; Fungi; Glomeromycota; Glomeromycetes; Diversisporales; Gigasporaceae. The record is from the annotation of a GenBank genome assembly.
AUGAAACAACUAACACAAAAAAUAACAGAAAGUGAAGAAGUCAAAUUGUUCUGGAAAACAAUAACUGCUGAGAAGAAAUAUAGGGAACAGUUAACUAAUAUCAAAGCCAGUACUUCAUUUGAAAGUGAUGUUCUCAAGAUUCGUGGGAAAAGAUUUGUUGAAGAAAUUGAUGAUGUGGCUCGACGAGAUGUAAAGAGAGUGGAACUUGGAAAUGACAAUGAAGAUAUUAGUACACCCACUAGAAUUAAAUUUAAUGCCCAAAGCGAAAAAGUAAAAAAUGGAGAAUACGAGAAAGUGGAGAUCGACGAGAAGGAACAAAUAACAUUUUGGACAGGAAAUCAUGAACAAGCUAACAACCAAACAAAACAAAAGUUAGAAUUGUUCUCAACUCCUCAUAAACCGAUUCUUACACCACAUAAGUUUAGUAUGAUAUCUCUUAAAGUUAUCCCGGGGUUUAAAUCCCUUAAAAAUAUUCUUAAAAUAAGAUAUCCUGAGAUAGUAAACGAGAUAGAAACUUAUGAGGAAGAACAGAAAAGGCUAGCUAGCCUAGGAACAACUCUUAAGGUAUGGCUGGGAAAAAUUUUAUCAUCAACCACUCCAGAGGAGUUAUAUAAAUGCCUUACGGAGCAAUUGCAAGGCGAAAAUAUCACAGACCGAGACAAGAAAUUACAUGAAAUAUUUGAGUUAACGUUAAAGGAAUUUUAUUUAAUGAUUAAAUACAAUCCAAAACAUGAUCUCGUAAGACAUAAUUCGGAGAGAAAAUUCCUCGUUGAAAGGGUGUCAACACCUUUUAAACUCGUCGAAUAUGUGUUUGGAACCAUUACGACAUACUGGAUUGAAAAAGAAAUAAUGUCAACAAAGGCAACAGAGUUCGUAGAUAACCCAAUUGGUACGCCAGUAUCCAAAAAAGCUGAUGCACUGGCCACAGAUCUUACAAAUAAUAUAGACGUGAUGAAUAUGGAAUCAUCAGGAGGUCCCUUUCAACAAGAUAGAAAACAUACUCUCGAGGAUUCAGAAAAGAUCUCAAAUACUGGAGUAAAUAUUCUUCUUACAAGUCUCCGAAAAUAUCUUGGUGCUAGUAUUGAGACCGCCAAGAAACUUAAAACAUUCAAUAUUCAAAUCGUUG